This is a messenger RNA of Vitrella brassicaformis, 2774 nucleotides long. The record is from the annotation of a GenBank genome assembly. NCBI's taxonomy places the organism in Eukaryota, Vitrellaceae.
CUCAUGUCACCGUUCGCAUCGGCUCGUCAUUCAAUCGUCACGUACGAUGCAACGAGCGGUCCAUGCAGCUAGGUUGGGUCCGCAUAACUCAGACAUGUCUGCACCAUUGCAUUCACCACCCCCUGGCGGCCCGUUGCUCCUCGUCAUAGAGCUGCGCCACUCUCCCGCUGGGCAGCCCGGAUGGGAAAUUGCGGGGGCAGAUAGUCGAUAUUCGGGAGCCCCAGUGACUCACCCGGCAGUCGGUCUUCCAGCGCCUCGAGAUGCAUCGGCUCGAACACCUGACGGCCGCCACACACCAUCACGUAGCCGACGUCAUCCCACUUGAACGGCGCCGAAUUCGGCGGGCCCGCUACGCGCUGCUCCUCGUCCGCUAUCGCCUGCACCACUAGAUCCUUCACGCUCAGCUUCCGCCCUUCCACUCGCCCCAUCACCAAGCACUUGAGCGACGACGCGGCAUCGCUCCGCAGUGCGUUGAUGCCGCCGACCGCGAAGAGAGGGGCAGCUGCGCGGAUGAAUCGGCCGAUGCCAGCAUUGACACGCCGGCCCAGCUGUGUCUGGUCCUCGAUGGCGUCCUUGGAAAUGGGGGCAAGGAAGGCGGCAAUGCGUUGGGCGAAGGGCUGCAUGUCCUCGUUGGCCGCGAUCAGCGUCUCUGCCAGCUGCUCCAUAGCGUCGAGCGCCCCGUUGAUGGCCGCCUCAGCGUGGCCCCACAGGUCCGCCAGAUGCUCACGGUGUGCGUCACGGCACAGCCGGUCACGGGCUGCCGUAUGUAUAUACGGACGAGCCCUGAUCCGAUAGGAUGCACCGAGCGUCAGCAUCUCGCGAAUGAGCCGUGAAGCCUCAGCCUCGUCUCGCAGAGACCCUGAGCUGUUGGCAAAUUUGCCCAGGGGGGUAAGUGCAUGGUUGUAGCCGAAUGAUGCAUCAGGUGUAUUGAUGAAUGCCAUGGUGGCAGCCCGGUUCUUUCGACACAGCCACCGGAAGGCCGCGAGGGACUCAUGUUGAGGGGCCGCGUGGACGAGAGAUGGAAAGGCAGUGGGCGGCAGUGGGUGGGGCUUGUCGAAGAGCAUAUCGCAGAAGGCCUCAUCCACACUCCCGCGUGGCGACCAGGAGCUCUUGAUAGCGGCCACUCGAGUGUCGUCCGUCACCAGUGUCGGGCUGAGCUUCACCAGCUUGAGGAAGAUGGGCGCGCAGGAGCGGUUCCUCAGCAGGCAAUCGAGUGCGUAAGGCCAGCGGCGGCCUGGGCCUGCCUUGAGGACACGCAGGUCUGCGUUGUGCUUGAUGGCCAUAUCCACCAGCGCCUCGUUGACCCGUGCCACAGCAAGGGGUAGCACAGCGUUGACGUCGGCGCCGCCCUCGAGCAUCGCGCUCACCACCGCCACACCCACGGCCUCGUCCGGCCAGAAGACACCCAGGAUAGCUUCCGGAUCCCACGAUGUCUUGUCAAUGGCUGGGGUGUCGAGGGCCAGCUCGAUGAGGAGGUGUUGCUGCAUCCCCGAAUCGCCGUCUUGACGACGAUAGACGCGCACCGUGACGGACGGGUCAGCUCCCUCGGCAAUGAGCUGCUGGGCUCGGGUGGGGGUCAUGGUGCGGUUGAUGAUGCCUUCCGCCAGCUGGUAAGUCUUCACAUUGGCACCCGGAGGUAGCAGGACGUCGUAGUAGCGCUUGCGCUCCGCCCGCAAGGUUCUCUCGAUGGGGAUGUACAUGGGCGGCGGAUUGCUGCGCUGUCGAGAGGCGGAGCUGUGGCUGCCGCCCUCCCCUUGUGCAGCACUGCUGCCAUCCGCCGCCCACGGCCACAUCACUCCCCCUGUCCGCCCAGCCGUGUUGGCCGUGUUGGCGUGGUGCAUGUGAUACUGCUGCAGUGGCGGUGGCGGCUGGUUCACAUGUGCUGGGGCUGGUGCGGGGCGGUGUGGCGACGACAGCACUAAGGGCGGGCUGGCCGAUGCACUGCCAAACCGCAUGGCAGCAGGGUGAGGGAGUGCAAUGAGGUGGGGCGGGGCAGCGGGCGGAGAUGGCCGGGGGGCAAACAAAGACGGGUGGGGGGGUAAGAUGGGAGGGGGCUGUGGGUAGAAGUGGCUGGGUGUGUUGGGCGUCAGGUAGUUGUGUGCCGGGCCGGGCGUCGCGGCACUCACCUGAGGCACAGGCCGACACGGAUAGACGCAGUGAGCGCAGUCAGUGGACAGACAGAUCGGUGGCUCAUGUGUUUGUGUACAGACAGACGUCCUCGCUCACUUACAGGCAGGUUGACGACGCGAGAAGUCGUCGAGGGGCCGCCAGCAGCGGGUGCAGACACGGCUGCACUGCCGACAGGCGCCUGUGCAUAACAUUAAGGGAGAGACCAUCUGGGCUGGUACAUGUACCUGCCUGUGUCGGUGGCUGCUUGUGUACUGUAAGUACCUGCUGUUGGUUGUCCUGAUGUGUCAUCUGCUGGAGUCGAUCGCGCAAGGGCAGCACACAGCAAGGCAAGAUGAUGCAUGCAGACAAGGGAGUGCUCAUGUUGCCCAUCUUGUCUUGUGUCUGUCUGUCUGAGCCUUGCAUGCGCACCUAAGCUACGUGAGGAGAUGAUAGGAGGCUGUCAAUGCGAGGCCAAGGAGACGAAGAUCUCAAUGGGCUGCAGGGAAAGAGAGAAAGGAAAGGCAUGGGGAAGGGCAUGGGGAUGCGCAUCAUCAUCUUCAUUACCUGAUGAAUUGUGCAUUCUGCAGUCACUAGUCUGCUGCUGCCGUAACUCCCUCUCCGACGGGAGGAAGCUCUUCUGGUGACGCAACGUAAUUGGUGAUGCG